AACUUUGUUAAUGAUCUGACUGCUGAGCUAAGAAAAGCAUUUCCACAACAAGAGAGAAUAAUUGGUGGAUCAAUAACCAAUAUCAAUACAUACCCAUUCUCCGCAGCUCUCUUAUUCUCAAGAAACAAUAUAGGAUUCCGCCAAAACUGCGGUGGUACCAUUAUAAACAACAGAUCUGUUCUCACAGCUGCUCACUGUAUUAAUGGUUCCAGUGGCAAUCACCGUGUUCGAGUCGGGUCAACCAAUGCCAGUAGCGGCGGCAGGGUUCACAAUGGUGGUCAACGUCUCAUACACCCUCAAUAUAACCAAGGAACGAUGGACAACGACAUCGGUUUGAUGAGAGUGACAUCGGCGUUCCAGUUUGGAACCACUGUACGAGCUGCAGCCAUUAUUGGACAAAAUGGGCAUGUCCCAGACAACGUACUUGUUUGGGCUAUCGGAUGGGGAUGGACAACAGCUGGUGGACACAAUCCGUCAGAGCAACUACGCCAUGUACAAAUCCGAACAGUACCCAUACCUAGAUGUCAGACUGCUUAUCCCGCAUUCCGUAUUACUGCAGGGAUGAUAUGCGCCGCCUGGGACUCACCAGGGCGCGGCUCAUGCCAGGGCGACUCCGGCUCGCCUAUUAUCUACAAUAAUGUUGUCAUAGGCGCCACUAGUUUUGGUUUACAUUGUGCUAAUCCACAGUUCCCUACAGUAUACGCCAGGGUUUCUCACUUUACCAACUGGAUAAGAAGCAAUGCUUAAGAAUUACAAUUGAAUCCUUUACUGUUAUAUUUUACCCUUAGCUUCCAAUGUCAAGUUUUUUAA
Messenger RNA from Maniola jurtina (meadow brown), 810 nucleotides. RefSeq names its product trypsin, alkaline B-like. Gene Ontology annotation, molecular function: serine-type endopeptidase activity. The transcript has 4 exons. The annotation marks the transcript as partial. The record is from RefSeq and is a predicted model, not a curated record. Gene Ontology annotation, biological process: proteolysis. Lineage: Eukaryota; Metazoa; Arthropoda; Insecta; Lepidoptera; Nymphalidae.